Messenger RNA from Papaver somniferum (opium poppy), 619 nucleotides. RefSeq names its product protein PSY1-like. The record is from RefSeq and is a predicted model, not a curated record. The transcript is spliced from 3 exons. NCBI's taxonomy places the organism in Eukaryota, Viridiplantae, Streptophyta, Magnoliopsida, Ranunculales, Papaveraceae. Bases 236 to 472 code for a protein of 78 amino acids.
CUGUAUACACAUUUAAAGUUCUUAACUUUACAGAGUUAAGGCGGUUUCUUACUCCCAAAUUUUGACUGUUAUAUAUACUUCAGACUAGUAUAAUGUUUUCAUUCUUCAAAUUCAAGGUACCAAUUCUACAUAACUCAGAAAAAGAAUCAGAAAUCAAAUAGGAACCCAGUUCGUAAGAAUCUCCAAAGAAAAAAACUUGUCAAAAGAAAAACCGAAUUCAAUCCUAGAAAGGACAAUGGGUCGAUUUUACUUUUUCAAGAUUCUUCUUGUUUCAGCUAUGAUUUUGUCUCUUUUUUUCUCACAAGGAUCUGCAAGAAAUUUAGUAAGUUUGGGAAAUGGUGAUCAUCAUUCUACUGUUGAUGUAAAGAAUGGAAGAAAGAUGUUGCAAGUUAAUGUCAUGGAUUAUCAAGAACCAGGGGCAAAUCCAAAGAACACUCCUGUUUUGCCUCCUCCACCUCCUGCAAAAGGCUAACUGUAUUUUACAUGUCUUGAUUUUCUUAAUAUACAUGUCUUGAUUUUCUUAAUAAUUACUAAAGAAAGAAAAGUUCUUGAUUUUCUGUGUUGGAUCUUAAUUUUGUUUGAUAAAGUUUUGAGAAAUGAGAGAAAAUUUUCUCAUGUA